Molecule: messenger RNA, 1579 nt
Organism: Pristis pectinata (smalltooth sawfish)
Lineage: Eukaryota; Metazoa; Chordata; Chondrichthyes; Rhinopristiformes; Pristidae
Product: protein phosphatase 1 regulatory subunit 7-like
Exons: 17
Coding region: 1-1500 (499 amino acids)
Molecular function (GO): protein binding
Source: RefSeq, a predicted model, not a curated record
AUGCUCCACGGGAGUUGCCGAAGGGCCGCGUCCGUUGCCAGGCAACGGCGAGGCUCGGGUUCCAGGCGCCCAGGCCCCGACCUCCGGCUUCGGGCUGCAAUGGCGAAGAGUCAAGUUGGAGCCGCGUCCUCGGCGGAAAGCCAGACCAAUAUGAAAAGAAUGCACGGCACUCAGGUUGCAAGAUCAACCUGUUCUGGAGCCAAAUCUUCUGCUUCUGUUAAAGAUGUUAUGACAACCAAUAAGGAUACUCCAAAAGGCCAGUUUUCAAUAGAACAAAUGGGUGGAUGUGGGAGCAACAAUACAUUAGAUCUACACGGAAAAGGAAUUAAGAAGAUACAAAAGUUUGAAAUUUCGAAGGGAAUAAAGAUUUUGGAUCUUUCCUGUAAUUCCAUAGAAGAAAUUGAGAAUUUGGAGAAUAAAUGUGAAAUUACUGAACUCAAACUAUAUGGUAACAACAUCAGACAGAUCAACAAUCUAGACAGGCUGCAAGAGCUCCGUGUUCUUCAGCUGCAGUACAAUCACAUUACAAGUCUACGAAAAGGUUUGCUCAAACUGCGGAAGCUGCAGACAUUGAGACUGGAUAGUAACCAGCUGAUAUGUGUGGAAUCACGGGAGUUUUCAGGACUAAGCCAACUGACUUCUCUGGAUAUCAGCUAUAACCAGCUAACUGACAUCAUGGCUGUGAAUGAGUUGCCCUGUCUCGAGGAGCUGUUUGCAUCCCAUAACAAGUUGUGUGGGGUUAUUGAUCUCAGUAGAUGUAAUAAGUUACAGGAGCUUGAUCUAUCCAACAACAAAAUAUCAGAAAUCCAAGGAUUAUCUUUGCUGGAAACUUUAACUUCUAUUGAUCUGUCCAGCAACGUUCUAUGUAGCACCGAAAGUCUUGGAAUUUUGAGUUCCUUGCAGGAGUUGAAUCUUGCCAAUAACCAGCUGAAGUCAGUUUGCAGCUUUUUCAAACAGUUUCCUAAUCUUGAAGUUCUUAACAUAGCCAAUAAUUGCAUUGACUUGAAGGAGGAACUCAAAUUUCUGGCACAGUGCUGCCGCCUAGAGGAUCUACAUUUAGCUGGCAACAAUACUGGGACUUCAGAAGAAGAAGAAAAUGCGCAUCUCAUGCAGAUCUCUCUCCUCAUGCCUCAGCUUAAGACUUUGGAUCAGGUUAUCCUUAACCACUCUACUAACGAGAAGCAGAAUGCUCCAGUUAUUCCAAAAACAGCAUUGGCCAAUGCUUCCCUCGAGAGUAUGCAGAAAAUCACAAGUUGUUUGACGGAUCUUGAGUCUGAAAUGGAGGACCUGCAACAAUCACUAGUUGGAAGGUUUAAUGAGGUGAAGAAUUUGAUGGAGUCUCUACCAAAGCAGUUGCCAUGGAGAUCUUCAUAUACAAUGGCACCAGCAAGAUUGAGCCCAGUGGUUAAUUAUGGAUUCCGUCCACAGUCACGCUGCAACAGUCGCACCAGAAUUGAAGAUGCCAGAUCGUAUGCUGCCCAGCACUUUGGGAAGAAAUAACAUCAUCGCCGGCUGGACUUGCAUCUGAAAUAAAAACAGGGUCAAAACAAAUCCAGAGGAGAAAAAUUGUCACUAGUCC